Messenger RNA from Choloepus didactylus (southern two-toed sloth), 2396 nucleotides. It is a transcript of the gene SIRT2, whose product is annotated as sirtuin 2. The record is from RefSeq and is a predicted model, not a curated record. The transcript is spliced from 15 exons. The coding region runs from base 1338 to 2396 and encodes 352 amino acids. Lineage: Eukaryota; Metazoa; Chordata; Mammalia; Pilosa; Megalonychidae. Gene Ontology annotation, molecular function: histone deacetylase activity, NAD-dependent; NAD+ binding.
GGGAAGGAGAGAGACGGACUUGUUCCCGCAUCCCACCCUGGGCCCUCAGCUCCCUGCCCCAGUCCCCCACCCCACCCCAGGGUGCAUACUCCUGGGGGAUGGUGGAUUCUGGGGCCUGUCAGAGAAGAGUACGCUGCCUCCGUCCCAGGCCUGCCCUUCCAAGCUUCCGUCUUUUCUGUCCCCUCCCCACCAAUCCUUCUGAACCCCAUUUGUGCUGGGCCCGGAAGAGACAACCAUGGGAUUUGGUCCCUGAACUUACGGAUCUCACAGACAAGUAUCUAGAAAAUGACCCUCCAGGGUGACUGUGGAGGUAGCUCAGGGUGCUUUGGGGGCCAGAAUAAAUGUGGGAUCACAGAAGAGACCACACGGGCCCUUCCCUGAAGGAAUCCACAGACUGAUCUAGGUAAGACUGAGCUGUGGGCCCAGCAUAGUAAGUGAAGAGUUACUGGACGAGAUGAGAAACGGUGUUCCAGGCAGAGGUAUAUAGCUUGCAUGAAGACCUGGAGGCAGAAAAGUACUGGGUAGCUUGGUGGCUGUGGAUGGUCAGACGAUUACGUUAACACUUAACAUUUACUGAGUACCUAUUCUGUGCCAGACGUUUUGUUUAGUGCUUUGUGUGCAUCGUCUUAUUUAAUCUUCACAACAUCCCUGUGAGGGGGAAGGCCUGACAAUCACCAUUUUACAGAUGAGGAUUUCAGAGCAAGUUGUGAAGCAACUUAUCCCCUGUCCCUUGCCUGGAGAAAUAGGGACAUCACACCCAUGACACCUGGCACACGGCCUCCCAGGUGCUGAGUGGGAGGGUGGUCAGGGUUUCCUCCCAAAAGCUGGAAGGCCUCGGCCAACACCUCCACCUCCCGUGCAGGCAGAGUUGCCCCAUGAGCUCGGCAGGGCCUGCCGUCCUCCCAGAGAGCCUCACUGUCUGCACCUGAGAGGAUCCCAACCUGCCACCCCUGCUUUUCAGAUGUAGGUCAGGGCAGAAGCUGUGAUUGCAGUUCCUUGCAAAUGCCCAGCAGAGGGGCACUGAGGGCAGAAGAGCAUCCUGUCAAGCCGGGGUUUCUCCCUCACCCAGCUGCCAGAAUGUGGCCGCUGUCACAUGCAGCUCCGAGAAGAAGGUUCAAUAUUAAGAAGGGACCCUCAGUCCCAAAGAGAGAGACACGAGGUUGUAAAUUGCAGUGUUGUCUGUAACAGGGCAAAACUGAAUGCGGCCCAAAGGGCUGUCAGUGGAUGGGAUAAGGGAAGGCUGGUGCACCCACACAAUGGAAUCCUAUGCAGCUGCGUAACAGAGUGAGGAGUCAGGUUCAGACACUGAGGAAGGCGCGACUGGAGGAGAAGCAGAGAUGGACUUCCUGCGGAAUUUCUUCACCCAGACACUGGGCCUGGGCACCAAGAAGGAGCGACUGCUGGACGAGCUCACCCUGGAAGGGGUGACCCGCUACAUGCAGAGCGAGCACUGUCGCAAGGUCAUCUGUUUGGUAGGAGCUGGAAUCUCCACGUCCGCUGGCAUCCCCGACUUCCGCUCGCCAUCCACGGGCCUCUACGCCAACCUGGAGAAGUACCAUCUGCCCUACCCGGAGGCCAUCUUUGAGAUUGGCUACUUCAAGAAACACCCAGAGCCCUUCUUCGCCCUCGCCAAAGAGCUCUAUCCUGGGCAAUUUAAGCCAACCAUCUGUCACUACUUCAUCCGCCUGUUGAAGGAGAAGGGGCUGUUGCUGCGUUGCUACACACAGAACAUAGACACACUGGAGCGGGUGGCAGGACUGGAGCCUGAGGACCUGGUGGAGGCCCAUGGCACCUUCUACACGUCUCACUGUGUCAGCCCUGCCUGCCGGCGGGAGUACCCACUCAGCUGGAUGAAAGAAAAGAUCUUCUCCCAGGUGACUCCCAAGUGUGAGAAAUGUCAGAGCCUCGUGAAGCCCGACGUUGUGUUCUUCGGCGAGAACCUCCCUGCGCGUUUCUUCUCCUGCAUGCAGUCAGACUUCCUGAAGGUGGACCUCCUCAUCAUCAUGGGCACCUCCCUGCAGGUGCAGCCUUUUGCGUCCCUCAUCAGCAAGGCACCUCUCUCCACCCCGCGCCUACUCAUCAACAAGGAGAAGACGGGCCAGACCGACCCCUUCCUGGGAAUGAUGAUGGGCCUUGGAGGAGGCAUGGACUUCGAUUCCAAGAAGGCCUACAGGGACGUGGCCUGGCUGGGCGACUGUGACCAGGGCUGCCUGGCCCUCGCCGACCUCCUGGGAUGGAAGACGGAGCUGGAGGACCUUGUCCGGAAGGAGCACGCCAUCAUAGAUGCUCAGUCAGCAUCAGGGGCCCCCAACCCCACCACCUCAGCUUCCCCCAGGAAGUCUCCACCACCCACCAAGGAGGAGGCCCGAACCACCGACGGGGAGAAACUGCAGUGA